AUGAAUAAAAUCGAACUUGCAGAAACAUUGAUAGAAAACGCCCUUUUUUCCGAUGUUAUCAAGGCUAUCUCUGAUAAAUUUAAAACAUUCAAAGGACAAAUUAAAAAAGAUGGAGAGAUAGUCGAGGAAGGGAAUCACAGACAAUACAUGUCGCUCCUCGGUUUCAAUGCCAAAACUUUUCACAAUAUCUUUUCAAAUAUGGACAAAAAAUCCGAUGCUUCCGAUUGGUAUUUUACAGGAAAAAUAAUUUUAAUGAAAGACAAUUUCCAAGAAAUCAAAAGGUCGAGAGUUGGUAGAGGAGGAACUGAUCUACUUAAAAAGAUGAAUGAAUACGAAGGCGAAAAUUGUUUCAUACCUACAGAUGGUCACUGUUUUAUCAAAUGUGUCAAUCGUGUUUUAAACGAAGACUACACGAGAGAAUUUCAAGAAUACAUCAACGGGUUUUCAAAAGCAAAUAGAAAAGGAGUGAUGACUUGUGCUAGAAUGAAGGAAUUCAACAAGAAAUUUAACACUUCGUUUCAAAUUUAUAAUCCCAAAAACAGACAUUUUCACCCCAGAGACGUACAUGAUGAAUUAGAUUGGGUUUUUUACUUACACAACUCCUGUCUGAUUAGAAGAAGCCAAAAAAGUUUGGGAAUUCAAGAAAUAGAAGACAAUUACGAACAGGUGUGGAAAACGUGUAGAGACGACAACGCAGUAACACAGGUUUCACCUCUCAAACUAAACGUGCUUUCAAGUAUGAGUGAUGAUGCGUUAUUCGCUUGGGAUUGCGAAACGUAUUCAGAAAAAGACACGCGAAGAGCAAUUCCUUAUGCCUGCACUUUAAUUAAUUUAGAAAAACUAAGAAAAAAGUUAGAAACGAUAAAAAAUAUCUUUCCAAAUAUAAAUCCUACUGAUAAUGUUCCAGAAGAAUUUUAUGAUAAACUAAUGAAUGUAGUAGAAAUAUUUGGUUGGUAUUAUUUAUAUCAUUACGAUAAAGAAAUGGUGGAAGAAGAAUGGUAUAAAACUACUCGAAUGGUUGCGAAACAUACCGAAAAAGAAAAUAUAGAAAAAGUUUAUUCGCACACUAAUCAUUUUAUAAGAAAUUUUAUCAGACGAUCUAUUAAAGGAGGAAGAGUUUCGGCAAAUAGAAAAUCAUUUGAAACGAACAAAAUGGAUGAAAUUUGUAACGUAUUAAAGGAAUAUAUUUCACAAACAGAAAGUAAUAACAUAAUUGAUUUAUUCAAAGAAUACAGCGCAAGCACAAAAGACAAAACGGAGGUUCAUUCGAGACUUAAAAAAAUAGAAUGUACUAAACUAAUGGCAUUUGAUGCUAACGGUUUAUACGCUUCCGCCAUGUCGGAUUUAGACAGUGAAUAUCCAAGAGCGGAAAGUGGAAGAGCGUUUCUACCAGAAGAAGAAAAAGAAUUUGUAAAACUCUUCAAUAAACAAAAAUUCAGACCUAGAACAGCUAUUUUAACAGUGUGGUUUGACUAUCCCAAAAACAUGUUCUUCCAACCGAUACCAGCUAAAGAUAAAAUCACUUUCACGAAUAAAGAAGGUAAAAAGGAAACUGGUAACAAAAUCAGGUUCAGAAAUGGUUUCUGUCACGACGUUUUAACAUCGGUCGAUAUUCAAGAAAUAGUUAAAGCCGGUGGGCUAAUUAUUAAAAUAUUAGAUGGUAUAGUUUACGAAGAAAAUUUUAAAACUCCACCUUAUAGAGAUUAUAUUUUAAUUUUGAGAGAUUUAAGAAAUAAAUAUAAACGAGAAGGUAAUAUCGUGGGUAGUAAUUGCAUGAAAUUAUUAGGUAAUUCCUUGUAUGGUAAAUCAAUUCAGAAAGAUAUAUUCACAACUAGACAUUUAUGGAAUGAAGCAACUUUACAGGCCAACUUUGAUUCACGCGUUAAAACCUAUGAGAAAAUUAAUGAUACUCAAUAUAUUGUUGAAACAGAAAUUGAAGAAAAAGAGAUUACUACCGAAGAUAGUAAAUCUACACGACUAACACAAAAUAAUAAAAAACAAUUUGCAUUUUUUCUAAUGAACAUAGAGUCCAUCCCGUAA
Molecule: messenger RNA, 2040 nt
Organism: Lottia gigantea (owl limpet)
Lineage: Eukaryota; Metazoa; Mollusca; Gastropoda; Lottiidae
Exons: 2
Coding region: 1-2040 (679 amino acids)
Biological process (GO): DNA replication
Molecular function (GO): DNA binding; nucleotide binding; DNA-directed DNA polymerase activity
Source: RefSeq, a predicted model, not a curated record